CAAAAAUAGAUGUUAGAAAAAGAGAGGUGAAAAUUUGAAGAACAAACACACAAGAUUUGAAAUGAGAAACAACAACCAAUGGUUGCAACCCCAAGUUUCGCUCCAAGGCCUUCUAUUGACCAAAUCUUCCUCUAUAACAAUGUAGUUCCAUGAAUUGUGCAACCCAGCUGCUCGUGGGAACCUCUUUCCUUUCGAGAAAGAGGUUCCUCAUUAGCUCAUUUCAUCUCAUUCACUCAUUUCCCCUCUCCUCCUUGACACCAAACCAACAACCCAUCUCCCAGUUUCUUUCGAAAGUUUGAGCCAUGGCGGCUUCGAGCCAUGCAAUUCUCCUUUCCUUUAUUUUCCUGCAGCUCGCCUCAUCGGUGCUCUCCCAUGAUGGGAUGGCCAAGAAGACUGUGACAUACGACGGGAGGUCGUUGAUGGUCGAUGGAAGAAGAGAGCUCCUCUUCUCGGGUUCGAUCCAUUAUCCUCGCAGCACCCCAGAGAUGUGGCCGGAUCUCUUGAAGAAGGCUAAGCAAGGAGGUUUGAAUGUGAUUCAAACUUAUGUUUUCUGGAACCUCCAUGAGCCUGUUCAAGGACAGUUCAAUUUCGAGGGGAACAACGAUUUGGUGAAGUUCAUCAGGCUGAUUGGUGAGCAUGACAUGUAUGUGACCCUCAGGGUUGGGCCAUUCAUUGAGGCUGAAUGGAACCAUGGAGGAUUUCCUUACUGGCUACGAGAGGUCAAAAACAUCACAUUCCGUGCUGAUAACGAGCCAUUCAAGUACCACAUGAAAAAGUUCACCAAGAUGAUCAUUCAAAAGAUGAAAGAUGAGAAAUUGUUUGCCCCUCAAGGUGGCCCUAUCAUCUUAGCACAGAUCGAAAAUGAGUACAACAACAUCCAACUUGCUUACAAGGAAUUAGGAACUCGAUACGUUCAAUGGGCAGGAAAUAUGGCUGUUGGGCUGAAAACUGGAGUCCCAUGGAUUAUGUGCAAGCAGAAGGAUGCCCCCGGUCCAGUGAUCAACACAUGCAAUGGAAGGCACUGUGGAGACACUUUCACAGGCCCCAAUCAUCCCAGCAAGCCCUCCCUAUGGACUGAGAAUUGGACUGCCCAGUAUCGAGUAUUCGGAGACCCACCAUCUCAAAGAGCGGCAGAAGAUCUUGCAUUCUCAGUUGCUCGCUUCUUCUCGAAGAAUGGAACUUUGACAAAUUAUUAUAUGUACCAUGGUGGGACAAACUUUGGCAGAACAGGUUCCUCUUUUGUGACAACUCGCUACUAUGAUGAAGCUCCUCUCGAUGAAUUUGGUUUGCAGCGCGAACCAAAAUAUGGUCACCUAAGGGACUUGCACGCUGCUCUGAGAUUGUGCAGGAAGCCUUUGCUCUGGGGGACUCCUGGUACUGAAUUUUUGGGUUUGGGUCUAGAGGCUCGAUUCUAUGAGAAGCCUGGAAGUACGGUUUGUGCUGCUUUCCUUACCAACAACAAUUCUAGAACACCCGCUACAGUAACUUUCAGGGGACAACAGUAUUUCUUGCCACCCCAUUCCAUUAGCAUCCUCCCAGACUGCAAGACUGUGGUUUACAAUACUCAAAAGAUUGUAGCACAGCAUAGCGCACGGAAUUUCAAAAGAUCCAAGCUUGCAAACAAGAACCUGAAAUGGGAGAUGUCCCAAGAAUCCAUUCCUACCACGAACGAAGUACCUGUCAAUUCAAAUACACCGAUUGAGCUUUAUGGCUUGACUAAGGAUACCUCAGAUUAUGCUUGGUACACCACUAGCAUAGAUUUGCACAUCCGCGACUUACCAAUGAGGCGAGAUAUAAAACCAGUCCUACGGGUUGCAAGUCUUGGCCAUGCAAUGCUUGCAUUUGUAAAUGACGAAUUUGUUGGUUGUGGACAUGGUAACAAUAUAGAAAAGAGCUUUGUCCUUCAGAAACCUGUAAACUUGAGGCCUGGAACUAAUCACAUAGCACUGCUGGCCAUGACAGUGGGAUUUCCGGAUAGUGGAGCGUACAUGGAGCAUAGGUAUGCUGGACCUCGCGCUAUAUCAAUCCUUGGAUUGAACACUGGAACUCUUGAUCUGACUUUGAAUGGUUGGGGACAUCAGGUUGGUUUAUCUGGAGAAAAGGUCCGUGCAUACACCCAGAAAGGAUCACACAGAGUAAAAUGGACUGGGGCCAGUGCCACUGCCACUGCCAAUGGAACUGGACCAGCAGUCACAUGGUACAAGACAUACUUUGAUACUCCUGAAGGAGAUAACCCUGUUGCAGUAAGGCUCUCCAGCAUGGGCAAAGGAAUGGCCUGGGUCAACGGCAAAAGCAUCGGACGAUACUGGGUGUCUCAUCUCUCUCCUCUUGGAAACCCUACUCAGUCCGAGUACCAUAUCCCAAGAUCAUUCUUGAAGCCAACGGAUAAUCUCCUGGUCAUCUUUGAGGAAAGCGGUGGAAAGCCAGAAGAAAUUGAAAUUCAACUAGUGAACAGGGAUACCAUCUGCAGUGUGGUAUCUGAGACCCACCCACCCCGUGUGAGUUCAUGGGAAAAGAAGGAGAAUGAACUCCGAGCUGUGGUGGAUGCAAAGUCCAAAGCACACUUGAAGUGCCCUGAUGAGAAAGUCAUUGUUGAGGUGGAGUUUGCAAGCUUUGGUGAUCCUUAUGGUUCCUGUGGAGACUUCAUUGCUGGAAAUUGCUCUUCAUCUAAUGCCAAGUCUAUUGUUACAAAGCACUGCUUGGGCAAGUGCGGCUGUGACGUACCACUUGACGCUGGAAUCUUUAGCAAGGGCGGCGACGUUUGUCUGAACAUGUUAAAGACAUUGGCUAUCCAAGUGAGGUGUGGCCGUGAGAAGCACCUCAGGAAUUCAGAUUAAGGAACUAUUGCUUGAAGAAUAUCACAUGGGUUUGAAUGAAAGAUGUUAAAAACACUCAUAGGAUGGCUUUAAUGGUCUAAUAGAAUUGAGUACUCCUGAGUUUAAUUUCUUAUUCAGAAGGGUAAAUCAAUGCCCAGAUUUAUAUAAUGCAAUUCUUUUUCCUGUUC
This is a messenger RNA of Malania oleifera, 3004 nucleotides long. RefSeq names its product beta-galactosidase 11-like. The record is from RefSeq and is a predicted model, not a curated record. Bases 303 to 2837 code for a protein of 844 amino acids. The transcript is spliced from 19 exons. Gene Ontology annotation, molecular function: carbohydrate binding; beta-galactosidase activity. Gene Ontology annotation, biological process: carbohydrate metabolic process. Gene Ontology annotation, cellular component: cell wall; vacuole. Lineage: Eukaryota; Viridiplantae; Streptophyta; Magnoliopsida; Santalales; Ximeniaceae.